Messenger RNA from Gopherus evgoodei (Goodes thornscrub tortoise), 918 nucleotides. RefSeq names its product olfactory receptor 4S2-like. Gene Ontology annotation, cellular component: membrane. Gene Ontology annotation, biological process: G protein-coupled receptor signaling pathway. The transcript has 2 exons. NCBI's taxonomy places the organism in Eukaryota, Metazoa, Chordata, Testudines, Testudinidae. Gene Ontology annotation, molecular function: G protein-coupled receptor activity; olfactory receptor activity. The annotation marks the transcript as partial. The record is from RefSeq and is a predicted model, not a curated record.
AUGGAGAACAGAAACAACGUGACUGUGUUCAUCCUCUUGGGACUCUCCCAGAAUGAGAUUGUGCAGCGGGUCUCCUUUGUCCUGUUUCUGCUCAUCUAUAUGGUGAUCGUGCUUGGCAACCUUCUAAUCGUGGUCACCGUCAAGUCCAGCCAGCACCUCCAAACGCCCAUGUACUUCUUCCUCUCGGUCCUGUCCUUCGUGGACAUCUGCUACUCCUCUGCCACCGUACCCAAGCUGAUGGUAGACCUGUUGGCAGAGGACAAGACAAUCUCCUACCGGGGCUGCAUCACUCAGCUCUUUUCUGUGCACAUUUUCGGCUGCACUGAGAUCCUCAUCCUCACAGUGAUGGCCUACGACAGAUACGUGGCCAUCUGCAAGCCCCUCCGCUACACAACCAUCAUGAACCAACGUUGGUGCAGCCAGAUGGUGGUGGCCUCCUGGCUGGGGGGUUUUGGGCAUUCCAUGGUUCAGACUCUCCUGACCACCCAGCUACCCUUCUGUGGGCCAAAUGAGAUUGACCAUUAUUUCUGUGAUAUCUACCCUUUGCUGAAACUGGCCUGCACUGACACCCAUGUGGUGGGAGCCCUGGUUGUUGCAAACACAGGGAUGAUUGCCCUGGGCUGCUUCCUUAUCUUGCUAAUCUCCUACGUCAUCAUCUUAGUCGCUCUGAGGACACAUUCCUCUCAGGAUAGACGCAAAGCCCUCUCCACCUGCACCUCUCACAUCACUGUGGUGGUGUUACUGUUCGGGCCCUGCCUCUUCAUCUACAUCCGCCCUUCCACCACAUUAGCGGUUGACAAGGUCUUUGCCUUGUUUUACACCAUUAUCACCCCAAUGCUAAACCCUAUCAUUUACACCCUGAGGAAUGCCGAAAUGAAAAGCGCCAUGACGAAGCUAAUAUCUGUGAAAGUAAGAGGA